Dichomitus squalens LYAD-421 SS1 is the source of this 396-nucleotide messenger RNA. RefSeq lists its product as uncharacterized. The annotation marks the transcript as partial. The transcript has 2 exons. NCBI's taxonomy places the organism in Eukaryota, Fungi, Basidiomycota, Agaricomycetes, Polyporales, Polyporaceae. The record is from RefSeq and is a predicted model, not a curated record.
CUGUUGCAUCGCGACAUCAGCGGUGGCAACAUCCUCAUACUACCCAAGGUGUCCAAAGAGGAAGAUGGCACCCGUGCCUUGAAAUGGACGGGCAUCCUCGUUGACUGGGAAAUGUCCAAGCCCUUGCAGAAUACCGCGUCCAGACCCCGUCAGCCAGAGCGCACUGGUACUUGGCAGUUCCUCUCAGUCGCACUCCUAUCUCGCCCCAAGAUCGUAGAGAUCUGCGACGAACUUGAGAGCUUCCUCUACGUCAUCAUCUACUAUGCCGUUCGGUACCUCAGGUCGAACCUCGAAGGGCACGCCGUAGGAAACUGGAUUGACACCUUCUUCGACACGUACGGCGUCACUAGGGAUGCGUACACGUGCGGCGAUAAGAAAAUCGCCACCAUCAAGGAA